Molecule: messenger RNA, 175 nt
Organism: Striga hermonthica
Lineage: Eukaryota; Viridiplantae; Streptophyta; Magnoliopsida; Lamiales; Orobanchaceae
Source: the annotation of a GenBank genome assembly
AGAAGUCAUCUUUGAAGGAUUACAAAUGACCUGCACAAGAGAGGAUUUCAAGACCUUCAAGCUUGGAGAGUAUAUUUCAACAACAAUUGUUGAUGCUUGGGCGGCACACUUGAAUUUCAGAUUCUACAGCUUGAAUAAAAAUAAGAAUAAAUUCUGUUUAACAACUAAUGUCAUG